Molecule: messenger RNA, 2853 nt
Organism: Brassica napus (rape)
Lineage: Eukaryota; Viridiplantae; Streptophyta; Magnoliopsida; Brassicales; Brassicaceae
Exons: 7
Coding region: 1-2853 (950 amino acids)
Source: RefSeq, a predicted model, not a curated record
AUGUUGGAGAAGGCGUGGGUUCAUCUGUCAAGAGUUGAUCCUGCUUAUGAGAAGGGUGCAUGGGACUUUGUCCAAGCUGUGUCUGCGGGAGAUGGAGCUGAUAAGUUCAUUAUCUGCCCUUGCACAGACUGUCGGAAUGUAGAUCGGCAUUCAGCUGCAGAUAUAGUCGAUCAUCUGGUUAGAAGGGGAAUGGAUGAGGUGUACAAGCAGCGUAAGGACUGGUAUCAUCAUGGAGAAGUAUACUCUGUGGCUGAAGGCGAGAUGAAAGAGAAGCAGUGGAAUGAAGAGAUUGUUGGGUUGUACAGAGCUGUUGAGAAUUUAGAUGAAGAGUUAGCUACUGAACGUGACUUCUGUGAGAUGGCAGAGGGAGAAGACAUGAAAGAAGAUGAGUUCUUGGCAAAUAUUGCAGAUGCUGAAACCCCAUUAUAUCCAAGCUGCGCAAACCAUAGCAAGUUAUCAGCCAUCGUGUCAUUGUUUAGGCUGAAGACUAAGAAUGGCUGGUCUGACAAGAGCUUCGAUGAUCUACUUGAGACGUUGCCGGAGAUGUUACCAGAGGAUAACGUGUUGCAUACAUCACUGUACGAAGUUAAGAAGUUCUUGAAGUCUUUUGAUAUGGGUUAUGAGAAGAUUCAUGCGUGUGUUAAUGAUCGCUGCCUGUUUAGAAAGAAGUUGAAGAAGCUCGACAGUUGUCCUAAAUGUAAGGCCUCAAGAUGGAAGAAUAACCAGCACACUGGUGAGAUCAAGAAAGGUGUCCCACAGAAAGUAUUAAGAUACUUUCCAAUAAUCCCACGGCUAAAGAGGAUGUUUAGGUCUGAAGAAAUGGCCAGAAACCUAAGGUGGCAUUCUACUAACCAGAGCAGCGAUGGGAAACUAAGGCAUCCCGUAGAUUCUGUGACAUGGAAACAAAUGAAUGACAAGUAUCCCACAUUUGCCGCUGAGGAAAGGAAUAUACGGCUGGGACUCUCUAUGGAUGGAUUUAAUCCUUUCAACAUGCAGAGCAGUAAGUACAGUUGUUGGCCUAAGGAGAAUAUCAUGCUAACACUGCUCAUUCCUGGUCCACAACAGCCUGAUAAUAGUAUUGAUGUCUACUUAGAGCCAUUAAUAGAGGAUUUAAAUCAGUUGUGGAGCAAAAGAGAGUCAACAUAUGAUGUUGUGAGUAACACUGCAUUUACAAUGAAGGCAAUGCUGCUCUGCAUUAUUAGUGAUUUCCCAGCCUAUGGAAAUCUAGCUGGAUGCAAAGUGAAAGGAAAAAUGGGUUGUCCUGUGUGCGGGAAACACACAGAUAGUAUGUGGCUGAAGUUCUGUAGGAAGCAUGUGUAUAUGUCUCAUAGAAAGGGUCUCCCACCAACGCAUAGAUAUAGGUCGAAGAAGGCUUGGUUUGAUGGACAAGCUGAACAAAGGAGAAAGUCUAGGAUACUAUCUGGUCAUGACAUUUCCAAUAACCUGAAGCACUUUGUUAACAACUUUGGGAAUUUUAAAGAAGGUAGAACGAAGAGGAAAAGAACCGUGAGUGUUGAAGAAGACUGUGAUAUUGAGGACGUUUCCAGUGAAUCUGAGGCAGAGGAAGAAGAUGAAGAUGGUCUCGAUACACGUAAGGAUCUGGAACAUCUUGGUAUUAGAAAGGAUCUGCACCCGAGGGCCAAAGGGAAAAGGACUUACCUGCCAGCAGCACCUUGGUCUUUGUCGAAGAGUGAGAAGAAAGUAUUCUGCAAGCGACUUUCUGAUUUUAAAGGACCUGAUGGAUAUUGUUCAAACAUAUCUAGGGGUGUUUCAGUAGAAGGGUGUAAGGUAUCAGGUCUCAAAUCACAUGAUUAUCAUGUGCUGAUGCAACAGUUACUCCCGGUUGCAGUUAGAGGAUUAUUACCUAAAGGCCCGAGACUAGCAAUAUUACGGAUGUGUGCAUUCUUCAACCGGUUAUGCCAGCGAGUAAUAGAUGUAGAGCAGAUUUCAAAAUUGGAAGCAGAAGUUGUGGAAACUCUCUGUAUGUUUGAGAGAUUUUUUCCUCCAAGCUUCUUCGACAUAAUGGUUCAUGUGACAGUUCAUCUUGGAAGGGAAGCUAAACUAUGUGGUCCAGUCCAUUUUCGCUGGAUGUAUCCAUUUGAGAGACACAUGAAGAUCCUGAAAGACUAUGUUAGAAACACUGCGAGGCCAGAGGGUUGUAUUGCUGAGUCCUAUCUUGCAGAAGAGUGCAUGCAGUUCUGCAGUGCGUUUCUUAAAACGACAACCAAUGUGGAGGAGAAAUUAGAUAGGAAUGCUGACUAUGAGAGCCAGACAAUCCUAGAGGGACGUCCAAUAUCGGCACCAAAAUCAAUUAACCUGUCUGAAAUGGAGAAGAAAACAGCCCACCUUGCUGUCCUACAGAACACAUCUGUUGUUGACCCUUAUGUUGAACGUGAUGCAACAUAUUUGUGGAGUACACAUACCCUGAAUUUUGCUUCUUGGUUAAAAGAGCAGAUAAAAGUGGAUUCUGAAACACAUGGAGAGACUCUAAAAUGGUUGGCAUAUGGUCCAUGUAGUACUGCAAGGUCAUAUACAGGCUACAUAGUGAACGGACAGCGCUUUCACACAAACUCAGUUCAGAGGCUGAGCCAAAACAGUGGAGUAUUUUAUGAGGCUACUGCAAUGUGUAGAGCGAGUGCAAAAGACACUUCACAAGUCGUCGAUUUGGUAUCAUACUAUGGGAGAGUUACAGAGAUUAUCUUGUUGGACUAUAAUGUCUUUUACGUCCCUCUAUUCAGGUGUCAAUGGGACGUACGAGGAAACGGAGUUAAGGUGGAAGAUGGGUACACACUUGUUAACUUGAAUCAGUCUCAAGUUUCCUUUAAUAGGGAUCCAUACAUAUUAGCUUCUUAG